Sabethes cyaneus is the source of this 1189-nucleotide messenger RNA. Its product is annotated as mitochondrial inner membrane protease subunit 2. NCBI's taxonomy places the organism in Eukaryota, Metazoa, Arthropoda, Insecta, Diptera, Culicidae. The record is from RefSeq and is a predicted model, not a curated record. The transcript is spliced from 2 exons. Gene Ontology annotation, biological process: mitochondrial respiratory chain complex assembly. Bases 139 to 708 code for a protein of 189 amino acids. Gene Ontology annotation, molecular function: serine-type endopeptidase activity. Gene Ontology annotation, cellular component: membrane; mitochondrial inner membrane peptidase complex.
CGUACUACUUACUUAACGCAGUGCAAGUUUUAAUUAAUAAUUUAGUAAAUUUCAUGCCAGUUUUAUUUAUUUAUUGGAAAACAGACCUUAGUCGCUAAAUGAGCACUUCAAUAUAUUGGAACUUGAAAAUCUCCAACAAUGAAAAUACCAUUUUUUCUCAAAUCCGUUCUGGUCAGUAUACCGGUUAGUGUGACCUUUUUGGAUUGCUUUGGUUACGUCGCCCGUGUCGACGGUAUCUCGAUGCAGCCAGCUUUGAAUCCGGACGGAAGUAACGUUACCGACUAUGUGUUUCUUUCGCGAUGGGCUGUCCGUAACAUGGAAGUGGAAAGAGGCGAUGUGAUCUCGUUGAUAUCACCGAAAGACCCCGGACAGAAAAUCAUAAAACGAGUCGUGGGCCUGCAAGGGGACAUUAUUGCGACGAUGGGCUACAAAGUUCCCUACGUUAAAGUCCCGGAGGGUCACUGUUGGAUAGAGGGCGACCAUGCCGGGAACUCACUAGAUAGUAACACGUUUGGGCCGGUUUCGCUUGGUUUAGUCACUGCUCGCGCUACGAAAAUUGUUUGGCCACCAUCGCGAUGGCAGAGUUUACCGUCGAUAAUUCCAAAGACUAGACAUCCAGUUACGUUUGGAAAGCCCGCCAUUAGCACCAACAGUUCCCAUCCAACGUUGCAUGCACAGGAAAAACCAACUAAAAUGAGGUAUGACUAGAAUUGUUUAGAAGUUUAUUGAGAUUUUUUGUAGGUAUCAUUUCAAAAUUAGCUUUUUUGGUUUCGGUAGAAAUCAUAAUCAAAUUAGUUGUUGAAAACAACAUGUUUUGUUACGAGAAUGGAUAGAAUAUUUUCUCUUGCGCAAUAAAGAACUGACAUUGUUAUAUACCAACUGAAAAUUAUUUAUCCGAGUGGAACAAACUUUCCGAAACCAAAAUUGCUCUACAGUAAGAAUAGUAUGCUAUCCUGUUGCGUCGCGAGAAAGAUCGAUCACAGUAGAGUGACUAUAUACAUAGAUAUAUACAGUCACUCUAGUCACAGAGGUUGCAGGGUGUUCUGCUACAAAAAAUGCACUAGUAAUGCACCUAGUGGUAUGACCAGGCCGCUUUGCCGCUAUAAUAAUUAUGUUUUGAUUUCUCAGGAACAUGUACAUAUAAUUAAAUUGACUAUAUUUUCAAAUAUCAAUAACUUUAACAGUAAAA